AUGUCCUGGGCCUGGGUUGAAAACCCAGUUGGCGUCAGUAAUAAUAUUGUUGGAGUUAGUAACUAUGUGGUCGUUGUAAGUAACUAUGUGGUCGUUGUAAGUAACUAUGUGGUCGUUGUAAGUAACUAUGUGGUCGUUGUAAGUAACUAUGUGGUCGUUGUAAGUAACUAUGUGGUCUGUGUAAGUAACUAUGUGGUCGUUGUAAGUAACUAUGUGGUCGUUGUAAGUAACUAUGUGGUCGUUGUAAGUAACUAUGUGGUCGUUGUAAGUAACUAUGUGGUCUGUGUAAGUAACUAUGUGGUCGUUGUAAGUAACUAUGUGGUCUGUGUAAGUAACUAUGUGGUCUGUGUAAGUAACUAUGUGGUCGUUGUAAGUAACUAUGUGGUCGUUGUAAGUAACUAUGUGGUCUGUGUAAGUAACUAUGUGGUCGUUGUAAGUAACUAUGUGGUCUGUGUAAGUAACUAUGUGGUCUGUGUAAGUAACUAUGUGGUCGUUGUAAGUAACUAUGUGGUCGUUGUAAGUAACUAUGUGGUCUGUGUAAGUAACUAUGUGGUCGUUGUAAGUAACUAUGUGGUCGUUGUAAGUAACUAUGUGGUCGUUGUAAGUAACUAUGUGGUCUGUGUAAGUAACUAUGUGGUCGUUGUAAGUAACUAUGUGGUCGUUGUAAGUAACUAUGUGGUCGUUGUAAGUAACUAUGUGGUCGUUGUAAGUAACUAUGUGGUCUGUGUAAGUAACUAUGUGGUCGUUGUAAGUAACUAUGUGGUCUGUGUAAGUAACUAUGUGGUCUGUGUAAGUAACUAUGUGGUCGUUGUAAGUAACUAUGUGGUCGUUGUAAGUAACUAUGUGGUCUGUGUAAGUAACUAUGUGGUCUGUGUAAGUAACUAUGUGGUCUGUGUAAGUAACUAUGUGGUCUGUGUAAGUAACUAUGUGGUCUGUGUAAGUAACUAUGUGGUCGUUGUAAGUAACUAUGUGGUCUGUGUAAGUAACUAUGUGGUCUGUGUAAGUAACUAUGUGGUCGUUGUAAGUAACUAUGUGGUCGUUGUAAGUAACUAUGUGGUCGUUGUAAGUAACUAUGUGGUCUGUGUAAGUAACUAUGUGGUCGUUGUAAGUAACUAUGUGGUCUGUGUAAGUAACUAUGUGGUCUGUGUAAGUAACUAAAAUAUGGGGUUGGAGUCAUUGACUAUGUUUUUGGCGUUAGUUACUAUGUGGUCAGCGUCAGUAACUAUGAAUAAGGUGUCAGGAGCGAAGUCGAUGACGUUUUAACUAAGAUGUGGGCAUCAAUUACUAUGGUGUCGGCGUCUUUUACUGUGUUUUCGGUCAGUAACUUUAUGGUUGGCGUCAGUAAUUAUAUUCUUGGCGUUAGUAAAUAUGUACUCGGAGUCUGUAAAUAUGUGAAUAUGUUGUCGGCGUCAGUUUCCACAUGGUCUGGGUCUGUAACUAUGUAAUAGGUACCUGUAAAGUAAUUAGUCCGGCGUCACAAGUUACCCGAAACAACCAAUCUACUCUCUUGAUUGUACUACUACUACUCGUCUACACCGCCACCCAGCCCUCCCCCAGCCCUUUCCCCCUGUCAGUUGUGGGUCUAAGAAUAUUGGGCGAGAAUGAUAAUUGAAACGUGAUUUCUAUUAGAGACGUUUAUUUGUCUGCUGAAUUAGAGACAAUGAACCUUUGUGUUCAGCAAUUAUCUUCUCUUUGGAGUCAAUUUAUUACAAAAAGUUAUAAAGUCUUGCUGUGAUGUGAAGUCUACAUGCAAUUCUCGAGGUGACCAGACAUUGUGGAGAAACUGAGCCAUUUGGACUUACCCUGUGUACUGAAAUAGAACUGUGUACUGAAAUAGAGCUGCUCACUUCUGAUUCACCAAUGAAGGCUGUUCUUAUAACCUUUGUGACUUUACUGUGUAUCUCUACAAUGAUGCUUCCAAACGCAAUCAUGCCGAGACUUUCAGUUGCUGGAAGCCCCUUCAUGUCAUUUGGAUGGGAGAGCGAUACCGAAAGAGAAGCCAGAGAUGCUCAAGAUGAACAAUAUCCUCGUUAUGAACAGCAUAGCGGUGAAGAACCCAUAGAAGAUUAACAGUUCGUUUGUAAGGUCAAGGCAAGACCCGGUGUAACCUUUUAAAGUCACUCAUGAAAUAACAUCUACAACAUUUUGGACAAAAAAAAUGAAAAGCGGAAACCAAAUUUUUCAUAUACUUUUUAGAUUUUACAAUUUGACAUCCCUAACUUUCAAUUGAACAAAUGUUUUAAAGUCUGAUGAAAUAAAAGUACAUCAGUA
This is a messenger RNA of Biomphalaria glabrata, 2271 nucleotides long. RefSeq lists its product as uncharacterized. NCBI's taxonomy places the organism in Eukaryota, Metazoa, Mollusca, Gastropoda, Planorbidae. The transcript is spliced from 5 exons. The record is from RefSeq and is a predicted model, not a curated record. The coding region runs from base 1 to 1158 and encodes 385 amino acids.